AUGGACUCCAUCUUGAGAACUGCGUCGGACGCAAUGGCUGCCCACGCUUUGCAGCAGCGCCUGGAUCGGUACCAAAGGAAGAAGCUGAUACGAAUACAAGUGCUAAUAGAGAAUGAGUAUCGCAUACGUAAAGAACUCGAGGAAAUUGAAACCAAGAGGAGGUUGCUAGAGACAAAGCUUGACACCAAUUUGAAGCAACGGCAGCGGACCGACCCGGAGGCUGAAGAACUUAUACGAGAAUUGAUGGCAAUGGAACGAAGUCGAUCCUAUCCUAUAUGCGAAGCAAUGCAGCAGUAUCUGCCACGCGAACUUCGCGACAUGAUCUACAAACAUGUCAUCGGCCCCGCCGAGUGGCAUAACAAUAACCACACUGUUCCUAUACUGGAGUCAAACAAUCCCGCCCGACCAUACGUGGUUUUGACUGGUUCUAUGCAAGAUCUCUGGGGAAUUCUUCGACGUGACGGUUAUAUCACCCACCAGACGCGACGGGAACUGCUAGAGUGCUGGUACAAGACCUGCACGUUCGACUUCGCAACAGAUGUGCAUCUCAUCCGCGCGUUCUUCGAAAGAGAUGCAGCGCUUUAUAGAUUCCUGAAACUUGGUCUUCCAGCCCUUAAUCUAGUUUGCCAGUUAGAGAUCGAUGUCCCUCGUGAUGUCCUGAUGGAUGAAGCAAGGUUUAAUGAGACUCUUGGCCGAACUCUGCGAGAUCUUGCUCUGCUGAAACGACCAGCACGCCUACGACUAAAUCUUGACACUUACUUCAAAAUUAGCACACCUCCAAAGGCAUACGAACCUUCCAGAUUCAAAUAUCUUGGCGAACCGGACCCGAUUGCACGAGGCGAGGUAUUCAAAAAGCUUUCACAACUGCUCCCAAGCUUGACAGGUUGGAAAAUUGAGUUGGUAGUUGAGGUGUGGACCUUACCCCAAAAGCACAACAUGGAGAACAUCAUUGGCCAUGGCAAGCUUGGCGACGACCUGUGCAGUGGUUUUGAAGUGCAAAUGAUGCUACCUGGAUUGGCAGAGUUCUCGCACUCUCAAUGGGAAUGUUUAUUUCAUAAGCUUUGUUGUGAGCUCGACCAGUAUUAUGACAAUACACUGAUUGAGUUUUACGAUGGAGACAGCGACUACCCAUCAAGUGAUGGCUCAACCAGCUCGGAAGAUGGAACCGAAGAUGACAGCGAUGACGACUACUGGGAACAAUCAGAGCUUACCGAAUAUGAAAUAGUUAACCUGAGACUUGAGCUCGAGCUGUGUGCGAACGAGGAUCUUAGCAUACCUCCGAUGCACUAUUAUUAG
Messenger RNA from Alternaria postmessia, 1296 nucleotides. RefSeq lists its product as uncharacterized. The coding region runs from base 1 to 1296 and encodes 431 amino acids. Lineage: Eukaryota; Fungi; Ascomycota; Dothideomycetes; Pleosporales; Pleosporaceae. The transcript is spliced from 3 exons. The record is from RefSeq and is a predicted model, not a curated record.